This is a messenger RNA of Oncorhynchus nerka (sockeye salmon), 4115 nucleotides long. RefSeq names its product adenylate cyclase type 8. Gene Ontology annotation, cellular component: plasma membrane. Gene Ontology annotation, molecular function: adenylate cyclase activity. Gene Ontology annotation, biological process: intracellular signal transduction; adenylate cyclase-activating G protein-coupled receptor signaling pathway; cAMP biosynthetic process. Lineage: Eukaryota; Metazoa; Chordata; Actinopteri; Salmoniformes; Salmonidae. The record is from RefSeq and is a predicted model, not a curated record. The transcript is spliced from 21 exons. The annotation marks the transcript as partial.
AAUCACCUCAGCGUGGCGGUCCAUAACGGCGUAGCCAUGGCUACCUGCGAGGUGGACAGCGGGUGCGAGCCACGGCGCUCCAGUGACGUCACGCUGCAGCCGCCAGUCCUUUCUGUUCACAUCAGUCCCGCCAUUUCCCCGAGCCUGCGGAGGAAACGCCUGAUGUGGCAGAGCGCCAUGCGGCACGUCAUCGACCGGCACGACCUCUACCCUCCAACCUCUGACCUUGAGAGAGGUGGAGGGGGAGGAGGGACCCGGCUCGUGCUCACAGACGCUUACAUCAACGACAUCAACAGGCAGAUCCGCAACAAGGCGUCUCGGGGUGGAGCAGGUCAUAAGCGGCGUUCAUCUGCAGCUCGUAUCCACCCAGCCAAUCAGGACCGAAUGUCCACGGUGACCCAGAAGAGCAGCGACUCCCUCAGUGAUGCUGACUACUUUGUCUCCUGGGGGUCUACAGUCAGAGGGGUCUUCCUGCCCGCCCUUCAUCACACCUUCAAGUCUCCCGACCUGGAGAAGUUGUACCAGCAGCAUGCAUCAAGCCAGAGGAUAACCUCUCUGGUUUUCACUAAUGUUAUCGACAUCAUCACCAAACUACACAUCCUGGGUCUGACCCUAUGGGCGGGGCCUCAGAGCCUGGACACAGCCAAUGGUUGGCUGGUCGGCCUGUUCAUUGCUCUGGGGGCUGGACUCUGCGUGCUGGUGCUCUGUUCUAAGGGAAUGAUGUCAUCGCCAGAGUGGUUAAGGUACAUGGCUCUAGCCAGCUGGUUGUCCCAGACAGUGCAGGUGUUGGGUGGUGUUGUGGGGGGUUUGGAGAAGGACCAGGCCUGGUACGUCCUCUUCACGCUGUUCUCCACCUACACCCUCCUGCCCCUCCCCUUGCUCUGGUCCCUCUCCACCGGCCUGCUCACCGCCACGCUGCACCUCCUGGUGGAAACUGUUCACCACUACGACGACACCGCGCUCUACAGAAAGGUUCUGGCGAAGGGCUUGUUGUACCUGGGUAUGAACACAGCAGGGUUGUUCAUCCACUACCUGUCAGACCACACACAGAGACAGGCCUUCCUGGAGACACGACGCUGCAUUGAGGGACAAGUACGCCUGGAGAGGGAGAACCAGAGACAGGAGCGCUUGGUGAACUCCAUCAUUCCGCGGUUCGUUGCCUUGGAGAUGAUCGCUGACAUGUCCAACAUGGAUGAUGACCUGAUGUCACAGCAGUUCCACAAGAUUUAUAUUCACCAGUACAAAAACGUCAGUAUUCUGUUUGCUGAUAUAAAAGGCUUCACGUCUUUGUCCAUGGUCCUGUCGGCUCAGGAAUUGGUCCGGACGCUCAAUGAGCUGUUUGGACGCUUCGACCGCCUGGCUGAGGAGCACCACUGCAUGCGUAUCAAGAUCCUUGGGGACUGUUACUACUGUGUGUCAGGAGUGCCAGAGCCAGAGACAGCUCACGCUCGCUGCUGUGUGGAGAUGGGCCUCUCCAUGAUCAGCACCAUAAAGUACGUGCGAAGGGAGCUGAAACAUGAGGUGGACAUGCGUAUCGGUGUCCACUCUGGCUCAGUGCUGUGUGGGGUGCUGGGGCUGCAGAAGUGGCAAUUUGACGUGUGGUCCUGGGAUGUGGACAUCGCUAACAUGCUGGAGGUAGGAGGGGUGCCGGGCCGUAUCCACAUCUCCCGGGCAACGCUGGACUGUCUGGGCGGGGUCUACGAGACGGAAGAGGGGCGUGGCCACGAGAGGAACGAGUUUCUACGGAAACACAAAAUCGACACGUUCCUGAUUCGCCACACGCCCAUGGAGGAGGCUCCUGCCAAGAAGGCUUGUCGGCCCAGUCGAGAUGACACCCUUAAUGCUGGCUGGAGUACUGAGCUGCCGUUUGGAAACAUAAUCGGAAUGAACUGUAUCCUGGCGACCUUCAGCAACGGCUCUCUGGCCCAGUUACCUAACCAGCUGGCGGCUCAGCGGACGGGGACGCUUGAAGUCAACAAGAGGAUCCGCCGGGCCAUCGAGGUCCGGAGCAGUGAACGCAUGAGACAGGAACACAUCACCACCUUCACACAGGAGUUCAAGGACACACACAUCGAGGGCAAGUUUUCCCAGAUGCGUGAUGAAAUGUUCAAGUCAAACCUGGUCUGCUCCUUCAUCAUGCUCCUCUGCCUCAUGGGUGCACAGACCCUCAUCCCUGCCGCAAGACUGUGUCCUAUGCUGGUUCAGUUUGGAGUGUGUGUGUGUGUGUAUGUGUUGCUGCUGGUGGUGGUCCUAGCUGAAGAGUUUAAACAGAGCCCUCUAGCGCUGCAGUUUCUGUGUUGCUGGAUUAACGAAACCAAGACUGUCAGAACACUACUCACGCUCACCGCUAUUAUCAUCAACUUUGGAGUGGCCUCAUCUGAUAUACUGUGGUGUGUAGAGUCUGAGAUGGACCCUAACAACAGAAGCAGCUCCCAGCAGCACACCUGGUCCUGGCCUGUCAACAUCUGUACACACCCUGAGUUCCUGGUUUUCAGUGGGGUGGUUGCCAUGGUGUCGUGUGCUGUGUUCUUCAGGCUGCACUGUCUACUGAAGCUAGCUGUGUUACUUCUGGCCAUAUCUGUCUACACGUACCUCAUAGAAGUCAGUUACCACACACUGUUUAUACGCCAGACCUCUGAAAACACCAGGCAGCAGUACCUGAGGAGGAAGGAUGUGUGUGUCCUGCUCAUGGUCAUGUUUGUGGUGGCUGUAAUUUACAACAGUAGACAGUUGGAGGCGACGGCGAGGCUGGACUUCCUGUGGCGUCUGCAGGCCAGACAGGAAGUGGAGGACAUGAAGGAGCUGAGGGAACAUAAUGAGUGUUUACUCUUCAACAUUCUGCCUUCACACGUCGCACAGCACUUCCUAGAGAGAGACCGCCACAAUGAGGAUCUGUACUCCCAGUCCUAUGAGCGUGUGGGGGUGUUGUUUGCGUCCAUCCCGGGGUUUACAGACUACUAUGAACAGAAAGAGUUGAUCCAUCAGGAUGUGGAGUGUCUACGGCUUCUCAAUGAGAUCAUAGCUGACUUCGACGAGUUAUUAGAUGAGACAUAUUUCCAGGACAUUGAGAAAAUCAAAACCAUUGGCAGCUGUUACAUGGCUGCUUCUGGCCUCUCCCCUGAUCAACAGGAGUGUGGUGAUGAGUGGCGUCACCUCAGUGAGCUGGUGCUGUUUGCCCAGGAAAUGCAGGAGACGCUCAAACGGAUCAACACACACUCUGGAAACAGCUUUCAGCUCCGUGUUGGCGUAGCCCACGGUCCAGUGGUGGCUGGGGUGAUAGGAGCCACUAAACCUCAGUAUGACAUCUGGGGAAUGACCGUCAACCUGGCCAGCCGUAUGGACAGCACCGGGGUCAGUGGACGUAUACAGGUCCCAGAGAGUACCAGUCAGGUCCUGGCGGAGCGCGGCUUCGUUCGCGAGCUGAGGGGGGCGAUCUACGUGAAAGGUGUGAGCGAGCGGCAGGGGAACGUCAAGACGUACUUCGUGAGGAGCCGCGAGUCGUGUUCCAGCUACAUGGAGCGCAGUGUGACCCGCGGGGGUUUGGGCCUGGGAAGGAACACUCUGCCCGCUCUGGUCUUUACCCUGGUCCAGACCAGGAAGAGAGAGACACAACGAGAGGCUAACGGAGGGUUCCACCUGCUGGAGGUCUCAUAGGCCUUGGGCUGUAUAUCAUAUAGGGAAAGAAAGGGAGAGAAUUCAGGUUAUCCUCUCCUCGUUUGUUGGAUUAAAACUGCUUUCUAUGGUGGAUUACCUCAAAUGGAGAACGGGGGGAGGGGUACAGGCUACAAGAGAGACACUAGAGGAGGGGAACGGAAGCUCCUCUUCUGUAGAGUACUUUAUAGCAGUGGCUCCCAAACUUUCUAGGUUACAUUACUGACCAACUGUAUUCUGCUCUGCCCGAAGUACCCUUAUAGUACAUCAUGGGUCUUCUCAAAUACUCCCUGUGGAUUGGCCAACUUCCCCCUGGUUGGGAAUCACAUGGACGACAGCACAGAGCAGAAAACUGACCAGUUGACAGUUGGAUAUACUGACACCAACAGAAAUACAGUGGAUUAUAUACUGCUGUCUGACACCAACAGAAAUACAGUGGAUUAUAUACUGCUGUCUGACACCAA